This is a messenger RNA of Syngnathus acus (greater pipefish), 1007 nucleotides long. RefSeq names its product coiled-coil domain containing 90B (gene ccdc90b). Bases 155 to 916 code for a protein of 253 amino acids. Lineage: Eukaryota; Metazoa; Chordata; Actinopteri; Syngnathiformes; Syngnathidae. The record is from RefSeq and is a predicted model, not a curated record. Gene Ontology annotation, cellular component: mitochondrion. The transcript is spliced from 8 exons.
UUUGUACAUCCGGGUUGUCAUGAAACCAGGAAGUGUCGCUUUUCAUUUGAAUACUUCUAUUUUCAUAUCACUUUGACCAUCAAACAAGAAAGUGUCGCUUUUAAUUUCAAUACUUCUAUUUUCAUAUCAUUUUGACAGUCAAAACGGUAGCCGGAUGAAUACAUUGUUGCGGCGCUGGACGCUGGGGCGGCUCCAAAGGUGGAGGUCCUUGGCCCUCUCUCCAGCCACUGAUGUUCGUAUUUGUGCGGCAGAUCUCCAUGUUGGCACCCCGGUGGCGACGUUUGACGUGAGAAAGGUUGAAUUAACUCCUCUGGAGCAGCGAAAGCUUACGUUCGACUCCCACGCCAUGGUGAUGGAGUUGGCGAGUAGUGGUUUGGAGAAACGCCAGGCCGAGCUGAUCGUCUCCGCUCUGGUGAUGUUAACGACGGCCAACAUGGACAUUGUCUACAAAGACAUGGUGACCAAGUCGCAUCAGGAAAUCGCACUGCAGCAGAUCAUGGCCCACUUGGACGCCAUCAGGAAGGACAUGGUGAUUCUGGAGAAGAGCGACUUUGCUAACCUGCGCUCUGAGAACAUAAAGAUGAAGAGAGAACUGGAGCAUCUGCAGAACCGACUAAAGGAGGAGAGCGAGAAAGUCCGAGCGGAGACCAAAUUGGAUAUCAACCUGGAGAGAAGCCGCGUUUCUGACAUGUUCACAGAGCAGGAAAGAAAACUGAUGGAGACCAACACAGAGUUCCACCAAAAGAGAACCGAGCUAGAACAUGACAACAUGGAGACCAGCAAGAAGAUGGACCUGCGGGUGGCUUCGCUUAAAACGGUCUUGGAGUCACUCAAACUGGAGACCAUUCGCUACCUCGCAGCGACUGUGUUUUCCUGCCUGGCCAUCGCUCUGGGGGUUUACCGGCUGUGGAGGUGACGCGUUCUUUGUGCCGGCCGGAGAAAGUGCUUUUAAAUCUGCUGAUUUCUAUUUUUAUCGUCAAGUAAACAUGUACAUGUCAAGACGUGAA